Salvia hispanica is the source of this 4189-nucleotide messenger RNA. It is a transcript of the gene SS3, whose product is annotated as starch synthase 3. The record is from RefSeq and is a predicted model, not a curated record. Gene Ontology annotation, molecular function: alpha-1,4-glucan glucosyltransferase (UDP-glucose donor) activity; starch binding. NCBI's taxonomy places the organism in Eukaryota, Viridiplantae, Streptophyta, Magnoliopsida, Lamiales, Lamiaceae.
UAAUUACUCACACAGAAACCUAAAACGAAGCAGAAGGAGAGAGAUCCAAGGCCAAUGGUGUGUAUAUGUUGAAUCACUAAGCUCGACUACUGAGUAGCAGAGCACAUUUAUUCACUUCGAAGAUGGAGGUGCCAUUGCCUCUGCAGAGGUCUCUCAGCUGCGGAAUUGCGUCGUCGCAGAGUACACACAUCAGGAUCAAGCCCUUCCUCGGAAUUUCGCCUAAUGGAACGGCACAAUCUUUUGGGCGGAGAGCUGGUCAUAUGGCAGCCAAGGUCACAUAUCAGAUUAAUGCGAGUGCGGACUUUUCAAGAAGGCGGCCAAGGAAAAGUUCCACGCCAAGCUCUAAGGAUUCUACACCAAGGGGUUUUGGGCCCAGAACACAGGUCCCUACGAGUACACAGAAAAAGGAUCGAAAGAACAGUGAAGCAAAGGAAGGUCCGGGUACUUCUUCACAAAAGGAGAUUGGGAGCUUGAGUGCUGACACUCCAGAUGUGAAGAUUAGGUCUGUUGAGGAAGAGACAACCAACAUUAGUCUAGUUCCAGAAGUAGAUGAGGACGGUGAUGGUGAAAGUAAUGGUGAACAUGAUGUUGUUGGUCUAGAGGUUCCAUCAGCGCGUGAAGCAUUUUCUGUCAGCAAAGUAAGUCAAUUCGAAGAGAGUGUCCAAAUUCCUGAUAUUAAUAAGCAUGUUAUUGAAUCCAAAGAUGAAGGAAUAUCCAACAGUGAGGAAAAAUUGGCAGCAACUGGAGGUGUUGAUGACAGUUAUACUUCUAUCAGUGAGCUUAAGAGAAAGGAAGAUGAAUUUCUAAAGCUAAAGUUGGAAAGUGAAGAGAGUCUUCGUAAAGAGACAAUAAACAAGCUUGCUGAUGCUAAUUUCAGAAAAGGAAACAAAUUGUUUUAUUACCCAGAACUGGUAAAACCUGAUCAACAUAUAGAGAUAUUUUUCAAUAGGAGUUUCUCCACUUUGAAAAAUGAACCAGAUGUUAUGAUCAUGGGAGCCUUCAAUGACUGGAAAUGGAAAUCAUUUGGGAUGAAUUUGAGCAAAAGCCAUCUCAAAGGUGAUUGGUGGUCUUGCCAGUUGUAUGUUCCCAAGGAAGCAUACAAAAUUGAUUUUGUGUUCUAUAAUGGGCAAGAUGUCUACGAAAACAAUGACGAACAAGAUUUCUGCAUAGUUGUGGAGGGUGGAAUGGAUGUAUUUGACUUCGAAAAUUUUUUGCUAGAAGAAAAAAUGCGCGAACAGGAGGAUUUAUUGAGACAAAAAGCUGAAAGGGAAAGACAAGAAGAAGAACAAAGAUAUAUAGAAGCAGAAAACGCGGCAAUUCAAGCUGAUCGAGCACAAGCCAAAGAGGAAGCUGCAAAGACAAGAGGGAUGAUGCAAGUGUUGAUGAAGAAGGCUCCCAUAUCAGUUGAUGAUGUCUGGUACAUAGAGCCUAAGCCUUGGGAUGUGGAAGGCAGUGGUAUGGUCAGGUUAUAUUACAACAGGAGCUCAGGUCCACUUUCUCAUGCUAAAGAGCUAUGGAUUCAUGGAGGGUAUAAUAAUUGGAAAGAUGGGCUGUCCAUUGUUUCAAAGCUCAUCAAAUCCGGGAAAGAUGGGGACUGGUGGUUUGCUGAUGUUGUUGUACCUGAUAGAGCCCUUGUCUUGGAUUGGGUUCUUGCUGAUGGUCCACCUCAUCAAGCAGUUGUUUACGACAACAAUAACAUGCAAGAUUUUCAUGCUAUUGUCCCUAAAUCCAUUGCCGAGGAACUAUAUUGGGCUGAGGAAGAGCAGAUACUUUUCCGAAGACUUCAGACUGAAAGGCGAUCCAGAGAAGAAGCAAUACGAGCUAAGGCUGAAAAAACUGCACGCCUGAAAGCAGAAACAAAGGAAAAAACUCUGAGAACAUAUUUGUUGUCUCAGAAGCAUAUAGUCUACACCGACCCCCUUGAUGUCCGGGCUGGAAGCACGGUGAAUUUGUUUUAUAAUCCCGCCAACACAGUUCUGAAUGGAAAAUCUGAAGUCUGGCUCAGAUGUUCAUUCAAUCGCUGGACGCAUCGCAUGGGCCCGUUGCCACCUCAAAAAAUGAUUCCUGCUGAAAAUAGUUCACAUCUUAAAGCAUCUGUCAAGGUUCCGUUGGAUGCAUAUAUGAUAGACUUUGUUUUCUCCGAAAGAGAAGAUGGUGGGAUUUUUGACAACAAGAAUGGUAUGGACUAUCACAUACCUGUACUUGGAGGAGUUGUGAAAGAGCCCCCAAUGCACAUUGUACAUAUAUCUGUUGAAAUGGCACCGAUUGCAAAGGUAGGGGGUCUUGGUGACGUUGUAACAAGUCUUUCACGAGCGGUCCAGGAUAUGAACCACAAUGUGGAAAUCAUUCUCCCAAAGUAUGACUGUCUGAAUCUCAGCCAUGUGAAGGAUUUGCAGUUCCAUAAAAGCUAUUAUUGGGGUGGCACUGAAAUUAAAGUUUGGUUCGGGAAGGUAGAAGGCAUUUCUGUUUACUUUUUGGAACCUCAGAAUGGAUUAUUUUGGGUUGGCUGCAUCUAUGGACGUGGUAAUGAUGGGGAUAGAUUUGGAUUCUUUUGCAAUGCAGCUCUAGAGUUUCUUCUGCAAAGUGGAUCCCAUCCAGAUAUAAUUCAUUGUCACGAUUGGUCUAGUGCCCCAGUUGCAUGGUUGUUCAAAGAACAGUACAUGCAUUAUGGCCUCAGUAAAGCUCGCAUUGUUUUUACCAUACACAACCUUGAAUUUGGAGCUGAAUUGAUUGGGAAAGCCAUGGCUUUCGCAGACAAGGCUACAACUGUAUCACCAACUUAUUCCCGGGAAGUUUCUGGGAAUCCUGUAAUUGCUCCUUAUCUCUACAAGUUUCAUGGUAUCCUAAAUGGAAUUGACCCAGACAUAUGGGAUCCAUAUAAUGAUAAGUUCCUUCCUGUAUCUUAUACUUCAGAAAAUGUUGUCGAAGGCAAACAAGCUGCCAAAGAAGCUUUGCAGGAAAGACUUGGGCUGAAAAAGGCUGAUCUGCCCAUGGUAGGAAUCAUUACUCGACUGACUCACCAGAAAGGGAUCCACCUCAUCAAACAUGCAAUCUGGCGGACCCUGGAACGCAAUGGACAAGUGGUCCUGCUGGGUUCAGCUCCUGAUCCUAGGAUUCAGAAUGAUUUUGUUAAUUUGGCAAAUCAACUGCAUUCUUCACAUACGGAUCGUGCACGUCUAUGUCUGACAUAUGAUGAGCCUCUCUCACACUUGAUAUAUGCUGGUUCUGAUUUUAUUCUUGUCCCUUCUAUUUUUGAACCUUGUGGACUAACUCAACUCACAGCCAUGAGAUACGGCUCAGUCCCUGUUGUGCGCAAAACUGGAGGACUCUAUGAUACUGUUUAUGAUGUUGACCAUGAUGAAGAUAGGGCACAAGAACAAGGCCUUCAACCAAAUGGAUUUAAUUUUGAUGGAGCAGAUGCAGGAGGUGUUGAUUAUGCUCUGAAUAGAGCAAUAUCUGCGUGGUACGACAAGAGGGAGUGGUUCUAUGCAUUGUGCAAGUGUGUUAUGGAGCAAGAUUGGUCCUGGAACCGGCCUGCUCUUGAUUACUUGGAGCUCUACAAUGCUGCACGCAAGUGAGAAAAGAUCAAGACAACGGUCUGUACAGGUUCAGUCGCUAGUUCCAUAUAUGUUUAUUAUUCUGGAGCAAAAUAUGACGCAAUCGUAAAAACAAUACCGUUUCCAAUAAUUUCACACCUUGUAUCCAUCAUGUUGACAAUAAUGAAAUCCCCUGAAGUUUUCCAAGUGACAAUAUGGUUCCUCCUAUUGGUACAGACUCCAGUUUUUCAGCAAUACUGGUAAAGCCCACUUGCCAACCCCACUUGUCUUGCAAUUUGUGAGAAAUGCAACUAUUCUUGAGGUUGGCUUAGCAGCAUUAGUCAAUGGGGGCCUAAACACCACAUAAAUUGCUUUGGUAUAGGAAGUUAUCCAACCUGGAAACAAACUUUGGAGUUGAAAAUGAUAGUUUAGUGACUAAAAAAGCAUAUUUAGUGGAACCAAAUACCCAGUGUCUAUUCCUCACCAAAUUUAUCUAUCUCGUUUUGGUCGAUUUGGGGUGAUCUGAUUGCAUGACUUGGACACCACUUUGUAUAAUAUGCUCAUCUAUGUACCAAUCACUGCCAGAUUAUUGAGGUACUUAAAAUCUUUUCACAUUUUAGCUGACAUUAUGGAAGUUGGACGUAUAUUGUUUA